AUGGGUAGCAGUCGCGAGGAAUGGUGGUACAAGCUCUCUCAGGAGUGCGCGCAAGGCGCUAUCUAUGACUCAUCGGAACGUCAACCGCACUCUAGAUGCCUUCCGGGAACCAGGGCGGACAUCCUUCAAGACCUCAAGGAGCUCGUCAAUAACACUGACCGCAAGGUCAUCUGGAUCUCUGGCGAGGCCGGUUCCGGGAAGUCAUCCAUCGCGCACACAUUUACUGAUCACUUGCGUGGUGAGGGCAAGCUCGCGGCCACAUUCUUCUUUUCCAGGAAGCAUGCCAAGCGAACCACCUUCAAGCAUGUACUUCUCACGAUUGCAUACCAGCUAGGACUGCAGCACCAUCGCGCUAGAGACAUUAUCGCGAGAGCAAUCGCUGAUGACCCCGCUCUCCUCACCCUCGAAAAGUCUCAUCAGGAUCAGCUCGAGAAGCUCGUCAUUAUUCCUCUUAAGGAUCUCGCUGCUACAGUUUGGAGGGGCCAGUUGGGCCAGUCGCUCAUCCUGGACGCACUUGAUGAGGGUACUGCAGACGGCUUGUCUCAUCUUAAACCAUUCAUCUUCACCAUCUUCGGCCUGCUUCGAAACCAGUCCCUUCCCAUUCACAACAUCAUCGUCACCAGCAGACUAUGGCCUCAGAUACGUGCUGCCAUGCACAACCAGGAAUUGAGAGAUGUCGUGAAACCCCUACAGGUCGAAGAUUAUGACAGCCGCCAGGAUGUUGACCUCUUUUUGAGACACUCAUUCGAUCUCAUAUAUAACAAUCACGCACUCUUCGACUUCUCUAUUCCGCAGCAAUGGCCUCAUCCGGACGAUUUCUUGAUGCUAUCGGAGCGAGCUCACGGUCGUUUCAUUUUUGCAGCUACGAUUGUUAGGCUCGUCGAUCAACAUGAACCUUGGGAUCGUCUCCAGCUGGUUUGCAGCAUGCUACGCGGUAAUGUAGAGGGUAUCUGGGGCGACAUUGACCACCUGUACACUUCUAUCAUGAACAGCGUUGAAGCCUCGGUUCGCAACGAAGCAGAACAUUACCUUCGCUUGAUCGUCGACCUUGCUGAGCCCCUUCCCUUAGAUGGAUUACGCGACCUUUUCGCUAUCGACAUCUGUUCACUGCUCCUACCCUUUUCAGCCCUAAUAUCUGUUCCUCCUACCGCAUCCACCGAUGUUGUUCAGAUCUACCAUACGUCUUUCCGGGACUUUUUGCAAAACGGUAAUCUCGGUAUGAUGGGCCAGGCGGAUGUUUCCUCUGAGCAACACCAUCAGCUGUCUUUUCGCUGCUUCAAGACCAUGGCAAGGCUGUUGAAGCGUGAUAUAUGCGGUCUUCGUGACCCGUCAUUCCUUCACGAGGAAAUUCUUGGAUUUCCACAAAAGCGUGACUCAGUUCCCCAAGCCCUCGUGUAUUCCUGUCGACAUUGGCUGUACCAUCUCCAACUAUGCGUACCAGAAAACGGGAUGAUGGGCGCGAUUUCGGACUUUGUUGAACGCCGACUAUUACAUGCUAUUGAGGUCUACGCGGUACUCGGCGAGCUCGGUACUGGAGCUCAGAUGCUUAGAGCUGCCCGUGAUCUCAUCAUGACUUGGUCCCAGCAGCCAUUUGCGCAGAAAGACCUUGUUUUGCAUUUGCUCCAUGACGCCUGGCGGAUGACCCUGGAUUUCUUCGAUCCGAUCAGCUCUUCCGCCCUCCAUAUCUACGAAUCAGCCCUGCCGUGUUGCCCAUCCCAGUCGCGUAUUCGUGCUACUUAUGGGAUUUCCGAGGAAUCAGUGGUUUUGUUCGAGGAAGGCUUGGAUGAUCAAUGGAGCUGUGUCACGCGUGAGAUAGAGACGAAAUUUGUCAACAUAGACGCCACUUCCCUGUCACCCGAUGGCUCCAAGAUUGCAGUCUUGACACGACUUGGAGAGAACGAAUGGCCAUUGUUCUCCGUCAAGAUAUGGGACACGACGACAGGGCGUCUUUUGACCCAAUUUGAAGUUCCGUUCAUUCGCACGGACUUCCUUUCGGUGCAUUACAAUGGCUCUUAUCUAGCCCUGUAUCGCAAACUGUCCCACGAGCUCUCCCUAUGGCAUCUACCAAGUGGUACACCCGUGGUUCUCGACUGUUUUCCAACAGAAAGGACAUGUCCAUGCGAGGCCGUCGCACUAUCCCAUGAUGGGCAUAAGAUGGCUCUUAUGUCUUUGCAUGACACUGCCAGCGGUACACUCCUAAGGAUUCGUAUCUACAGGAUUGAAACCGUCGAGCGGCUGUUGGAUUACUCCGUAACUCUUGUCUCUCUCACAGGCUUUGACAGAGAAUCUUUUGGCAUCCCAGGAACAAUGGAGUUCUCCAACAAAAACGAUCUCCUAUUGCUUCACAUCGGAAGGCGCAUUGCUGUUUUCAGUGCCACCAGCGGCCGAGCGCUCCAAGUUGACAACACACGCUGCGGCGCUCAUAUGCUGAAACCAUGUCUGGUCAUAUUUAGCCCCAACGACGACUGGAUCAUUCACUUGACCACAUACACCGAUGGAGGUACCGAAGUUGACGUGUUUGCGGUCAAGCAUACUACCGAUGGUUCAGUUCCAGACGGAUCCCUGAUAACCACGAAUGCCCAAUCACCCAUCCAAAAUCCGCUCAAACCGCUCAUUGAGCCCUUGAUAUAUUCUACCGGACUCGUCGGAGUAAAAGUAGGCGAUAGGAUCUCUAGCAUUUGCGGAUCAAGCCGGACUUUAUGGGCGUCCGAAAAGGCGGAAUGGGUAGGAGCUUUGGUACAUGGCCGGCAUGAUGGGAUAGCCACAGGGACUAUAUCGGUUCUCAGUGUUCGUCAAGCUUCCCAGUCGACUAACCCCCAGCGUUCGAACGUCCCAGCUCUGCACCGCUCCUGGGAACCUGGGAGCAACUUACGCAUCUACGCAUAUGACCCGGGAGAUGGGUUCCACCUCGUCAGUCAUCCUACAUCUGACCCGGACACCACCCCUUUAAUGUCCGACAAAGCGUAUUGGGACGCGCCCUUUAAACACCACAGUUUCUCGCCCAAGUCGAAAGUUUCAAAUUUGGGAAAGGAGCUCUCGUAUUCUUCUUGGAACUACUUCCUUGAUGGCGACCCUCUUCCACCGAAUCAGUUUCUCUGA
Molecule: messenger RNA, 3099 nt
Organism: Coniophora puteana RWD-64-598 SS2
Lineage: Eukaryota; Fungi; Basidiomycota; Agaricomycetes; Boletales; Coniophoraceae
Exons: 3
Coding region: 1-3099 (1032 amino acids)
Molecular function (GO): protein binding
Source: RefSeq, a predicted model, not a curated record